UAAAAUCAAACACUGAUCAUUACGUAUUGUUUAUUAAACAUUUUUUUAAAAAAUUGUUUUUGGAAAUUAUAAUAAAAAUUUUUAUAAACUUGAAAUCAUGAAAUUAUCAUUGUUAAUCUGUUUGAUUUUAUCCAUUCAUAUUGGUCAUUCGUUUGCAAAAGAUAUCCAUCAACAAUCAACAAUCGAAAUCGAUUCAAAUAUUGAACAAAUUGAUAAUCUUUUACAACAGAUAAAUGCCAAAUCAUUCGAUGAUGAUGUUAAUGAUUUUAUUCAAAAGAUAAAGGACUUAAUCAAAAAAAUUGAAGAUGAUAUAACAAAAGCCAUGAAAGAGGGUAGAGAUAAUGUUGAUGAUAUUAUUAAAAAAAUUGAAGAUAUAAUAAAAAAUAUCACUGUAGGAUUAUUUGGUUUGUCAGUAGAAAAAGAUGAAACAAAACGUAAAGAAUUGAGGGAUGCAAUACAACAACAGGUGGAUGAGUUAAACAAAUAUGAUGCACAAUUAAAUUCAGCUUCAUCAAUAAUUCAAUCAAAAUUUUUUUUAAUUUUUAUUAUGGUCAUUAAUUUUCUUAUAUUCAAAUCAUUCAGCUAAAUUGAUAUAACCAUUAUCACAUUAAUAUGUUUGAUCAAAUUUUGAAAUUAAAUAAAUAUUGA
This is a messenger RNA of Dermatophagoides pteronyssinus (European house dust mite), 648 nucleotides long. RefSeq lists its product as uncharacterized. The record is from RefSeq and is a predicted model, not a curated record. Lineage: Eukaryota; Metazoa; Arthropoda; Arachnida; Sarcoptiformes; Pyroglyphidae.